AUGUCGGAAGCUUCCACGACAGCUGCAUACCUGAUUUCAGGAAGAACAGCAGCUUUACAGCAUCCGAUCCCUACUGAACUCAGAGCCGAUACACUACCGAUGAAAAAACGGAAGGCGACCAAGCAGAGGACAGCAGCCGCUGCUGCAACUACAGACAAUGAGCUUACUCAGAUGAUGGAAGUGGACAGGAACCAAGAUAUGAAGCACAAACAACUUCACGGACAGUCUCAGGAAGGUCCCAGCAUCAAGGUAGCCACAGAAUCGAUAGACCUGGCUCAACAAGGACCUUCUCAGACUGCACUCGCGUUAUUGUUGCAGCAUUAUCGCCCUGCGGUUUCAUCAGAUCCAUGUGCUCUCUUCCUCACAGAGGACUGGGAAAAUCAGUGCGGAGAGAUAAACGCCUCGGAUAUCCCACUAUCAGUCGCAGACGAAGACGACCAAGCAUUCCGUUUGGCAGCUCUGUUACAAGUGUCGUCAAGGAUACUACGCUCGGCACCCUGA
Gamsiella multidivaricata is the source of this 501-nucleotide messenger RNA. RefSeq lists its product as uncharacterized. The coding region runs from base 1 to 501 and encodes 166 amino acids. The transcript has 4 exons. The record is from RefSeq and is a predicted model, not a curated record. NCBI's taxonomy places the organism in Eukaryota, Fungi, Mortierellomycota, Mortierellomycetes, Mortierellales, Mortierellaceae.